CUGCACUACGGGACCCUCCUGGGCAGCAGAGCUUGUGUCCACAUGGCAGCAGCUGCCUGGGGCAGUGGGUUUCUCAAUGCUGUGCUGCACACGGCCAAUACAUUUUCUAUACCACUCUGCCAGGGCAAUGGUGUGGACCAGUUCUUCUGUGAAGUUCCCCAGAUCCUCAAGCUCUCCUGCUCAGACUCAGACUAUCUCAAGGAGGCUAGGCUUAUUGUGGUUAGUGCCUGUUUAUACUUUGGGUGUUUUGUUUUCAUUGUGCUGUCCUAUGUGCAGAUCUUCAGGGCCGUGCUGAGGAUCCCCUCUGAGCAGGGACGGCACAAAGCCUUUUCCAUGUGCCUCCCUCACCUGGCCGUGGUCUCCCUGUUUGUCAGCACUGGCCUAUUUGCUCACCUGAAGCCCCCCUCCAUCUCCUCCCCAUCCCUGGACCUGGUGGUGGCAGUUCUGUACUCGGUGGUGCCUCCAUCAGUGAACCUCCUCAUCUACAGCAUGAGGAACCAGGAGCUCAAGGGUGCAGUUCGGAAACUGAUGACUAGAUGUUUUUCAGAAGCAAUAUACUGCCCAUGUCCUCCUACCUAUCACUUCUAA
This is a messenger RNA of Grus americana (Whooping crane), 588 nucleotides long. RefSeq names its product olfactory receptor 14J1-like. The transcript has a single exon. The annotation marks the transcript as partial. Gene Ontology annotation, cellular component: membrane. Gene Ontology annotation, biological process: G protein-coupled receptor signaling pathway. Gene Ontology annotation, molecular function: olfactory receptor activity. The record is from RefSeq and is a predicted model, not a curated record. Lineage: Eukaryota; Metazoa; Chordata; Aves; Gruiformes; Gruidae.